UUUUCCAUGAAGACCAUAAAGCUUGGCAUUGUAGGCCAAAGAACCGAAUAUUGCUUCCAUUCUUUAAUCUUGAGAGCAUUAUCUUCUGUUACUAACCAAACUGAUCUCCACAAAGUUCAUUCUCUCAUAGUAGUUUCAGGCCAGCAUCAAUCAACAUUCUUCUGUGGAAAACUCAUUUCGAAGUACUCCCAGUCCAAAGACCCUGUUUCUUCAUUAUCCAUUUUCCGCAUAAAUUCGCCUACACAUAAUGUUUACUUAUGGAACACUAUCAUUAGAGCCAUGACCCAUAAUGGGUUAUGGUCUAAAGCAUUAGACUUUUAUACCCAAAUGAGAAAAUUAAAUGUUAAGCCUGAUAAUUAUACAUUUCCUUCGAUUAUUAAUUCUUGUGGCAGUUUAUUGGAUCUUGAAAUGGUGAAAAUUGUGCAUAAUGAUGUUUUGGAGAUGGGGUUUGGAUCAGAUUUGUAUAUAUGUAAUGCUUUGAUUGAUAUGUAUUCGAGGAUGAACGAGUUAGGGAGAGCGCGUGAGGUGUUUGAUAAAAUGCAUAGUAGAGAUGUGGUUUCUUGGAAUAGUUUGGUUUCAGGGUAUAGUGCGAAUGGGUAUUGGGAAGAGGCGUUAGAAGCUUUUCGAGAGGGAAGGUUAUCAGGUGUUGCUGCUGAUGCUUUUACUGUGUCUAGUGUUUUACCUGCAUGUGGGGGUCUGAUGGAGGUUGAACAGGGUCAGAUGGUUCAUGGGUUGGUGGAGAAGAGUGGCAUUAAGGGAGAUAUAGCUGUGAGUAAUGGACUGCUUUCAAUGUACUUUAAGUUUGAGAGGUUGUUGGACUGUCAGAGAAUCUUUGAUGAGAUGAUAUUUAGAGAUAUUGUCACUUGGAAUAUCAUAAUUUGUGGGUUUUCUCACUCGAGGUUAUAUCAGGAGUCCAUCAAAUUGUUUCGAGAAAUGGUUUAUGAAUACGAGCCGGAUCUGCUUACAGUUACUUCUGUGUUGCAAGCUUGUGGGCAUAUGGGGGAUUUAAGAUUUGGAAGAUAUGUACAUGACUAUAUUUUGGAAAACAGAUACGAAUGUGACACAACUGCUUGCAAUAUCAUAAUUAACAUGUAUGCAAGAUGUGGUGAUUUGGUGGCUGCAAGGCAAGUUUUUGACAACAUGAAAAGAUGGGAUUUGGUCUCAUGGAACUCAAUGAUUAGUGGUUAUUUUGAGAACGGGUUUAAUAAAGAAGCAGUUGAUCUGCUUAAGAUGAUGAGGAUAGACUUGCAACCUGAUUCUGUCACUUUUGUGACACUACUCUCAAUGUGUACAAAGUUGAUGGACGUGGAUUUUGCAAGAGAGCUCCACUGCGAUAUAAUUAAGAGAGGAUAUGAUUCCACUCUUAUUGUGGGCAAUGCUCUUCUAGAUGUGUAUGCUAAAUGUGGUAAAAUGGAGCAUUCAGUGUGGCAAUUUGAGAUCAUGAGUACUAGAGAUAUUGUAACAUGGAAUACUGUUAUUGCUGCCUGUAGCCAUUAUGAGGAAAGUUACGUAGGUUUAAAGAUGCUCAGUAGGAUGAGAAUGGAAGGAAUCAUGCCAGAUGUGGCUACCAUUUUAGGUUCGCUGCCUUUGUGUUCCUUACUUGCUGCCAAAAGACAGGGAAAAGAGCUGCAUGGCUUCAUAAUCAGGCUCAAUUUGGAGUCACAAGUCCCUGUUGGAAAUGCACUGAUCGAGAUGUACUCUAAAACUGGGAGUUUAAAGAAUGCAAUCUUGGUCUUUGAGCACAUGAGGAUUAAAGAUGUGGUGACAUGGACAGCAAUGAUCUCUGCAUAUGGAAUGUAUGGCGAAGGAAAGAAGGCUCUCAGAUCUUUUCAGCAGAUGAAGGAGACGGGUACUGUUCCCGAUCAUAUUGUUUUUGUUGCCGUUAUAUAUGCUUGUAGCCAUUCUGGUUUAGUGCAAGAUGGUCGUGCAUGCUUUAACCAAAUGAGAAAAAAAUACAACAUUGAGCCUAGGAUUGAACAUUAUGCUUGCAUGGUUGAUCUUUUAUCACGUUCUGGGCUACUGGUUGAAGCAGAGGAUUUUAUCCUUUCUAUGCCGCUGCAGCCUGAUGCAAGUAUGUGGGGAUCUCUACUUAGUGCUUGUCGAGCUAGUGGAGAUACCGGGACUGCUGAGCGUGUCGUAGAACGCCUUGUUGAAUUGAACUCUGAUGAUCCUGGGUAUAAUGUUUUAGCUUCCAAUGUAUAUGCCUCCUUAGGGAAGUGGGACCAAGUGAGAACAAUACGAAAAUCUUUGAAAGCUAGAGGACUUAGGAAAGACCCAGGAUGUAGCUGGAUUGAGAUUUGUAACAGAGUUUUUAUUUUUGGCACUGGUGAUAGGUCCUUUCAACAAUUCAAGCAAGUCAAUGAGCUCAUAGAGGACCUCAAUAGAACAAUGGAUAAGGAAGGUUAUGUUGCUGACUUAAAAUUUGUUUUGCAUGAUGUCGGUGAAGAUGAGAAGAUAAAUUUACUUUAUGGGCAUAGUGAAAGACUUGCUAUAGCAUUUGGAUUGUUGAACACAAAAGAAGGUUCACCUUUGCAAGUAAUGAAGAAUCUACGGGUUUGUGGAGAUUGCCACACUUGGACCAAGUAUGUGUCAAAAAUUGUUCAGAGGGAAAUACUAGUUAGAGAUGCAAAUCGCUUUCACUUGUUCAAGGAUGGGACAUGUAGCUGCAGAGACCGCUGGUAAUUAAAGUUUGUUGUCCUUCCUAAUACUUAAAAGAUGGAAAGAUCCCUGCAAUUGGGCAAAUU
Solanum verrucosum is the source of this 2744-nucleotide messenger RNA. Its product is annotated as pentatricopeptide repeat-containing protein At3g03580. The coding region runs from base 7 to 2682 and encodes 891 amino acids. Gene Ontology annotation, biological process: RNA modification. Lineage: Eukaryota; Viridiplantae; Streptophyta; Magnoliopsida; Solanales; Solanaceae. The record is from RefSeq and is a predicted model, not a curated record. Gene Ontology annotation, molecular function: zinc ion binding; RNA binding; protein binding. The transcript has a single exon.